AUGUCGAAAUCAGAAGGAAAAACGUCCAAUAUAUAUCCCACGGCCCCACCCGAAACCGUAAUGGGCAAUGACAAUUUCCAGAGAGGACCUCCACCCCCUUCAUAUGAUGAGGCUCUAAGAAUGUCAACAGCCCCCGCCUCAACUUACCAACCAGCACAAUAUUAUCAACCACAACAACAACCCUAUCAAUUUCCAAGUCAGCAAGCCAUGACGUAUGCACCACCAACUGCUUCUGGACCAAGUUCUUCAUAUGGCUAUGUUAAUCCAUAUCCGGCCCAUAUGCAACAACAUCAAAAUUAUUAUAAUGCAACACCGCCGCCUACAACUAAUGUUGUAGGCCGUAUGUCACCCAGUCAUAAUGUUUUGGAAUUUCACAAGCGUGCUGAGAUAAGAACAACGGCAACGGGUGCAAUCACAGUUCCUCCACCACCACCGGGUUGUGCCCCCACUCCCGCCCAAUUGGCGGCAAUGUCCGGACAACCAGUUAUGAUUAAGAAAAAGAAAAAUUCAUUUUUUUAG
Molecule: messenger RNA, 519 nt
Organism: Musca vetustissima
Lineage: Eukaryota; Metazoa; Arthropoda; Insecta; Diptera; Muscidae
Product: DAZ-associated protein 2
Exons: 3
Coding region: 1-519 (172 amino acids)
Source: RefSeq, a predicted model, not a curated record